AUGGGGAAGACCUCUGUGAGGAUUUUGCAAAAGAUCGUCAGAAAUGAUGCCAUGCACACUGAUCCGCCCGAGAUUUUCGGAUGGCGUGUAUAUACGUUAGCCAUGUCGGCAUGCUUCGGUGCCAUGUGUUUCGGUUGGGAUUCCAGCGUCAUCGGUGGUGUCAUCGUCCUGGACGCCUUCAAGGCAGACUAUGGCCUGAGCCCCGACAACAAGGACUACAGGUCCCAGGAUCUCGCGGCCAACAUCGUCUCCACUCUGCAAGCCGGUUGCUUCCUCGGCGCCAUCGUAGCCUCGCCCAUGACCGACGCCUUUGGCCGCAGGAGCUGUCUACUCGGCGUGGCGGGCAUCAUCCUGAUCGGUGUCAUCAUGCAGGGCGCAGCCUCGGGCAGCCUGGGCGCUCUCUACGCCGGUCGGUUCGUGGCCGGGUUCGGCGUGGGAGCCGCGUCGUGCAUCAACCCCAUCUACGUCUCCGAGAACGCGCCCCGCGCCAUCCGUGGCCUGCUCACAGGCAUGUACCAGCUCUUCAUCGUCACCGGAGGUAUGAUCGCAUUCUGGGUCAACUACGCCGUCAACCUGCACCACCGCGGCAAGACCUCGUACAUCCUCCCGCUCUCAGUCCAGGGCAUCCCCGCCGCCCUGCUCUUCAUCACCAUGUGGAUGUGCAAAGAGUCCCCCAGGUGGCUGGCCCGCAAGGACCGCUGGGAAGAGGCCAGGGCUGUUUUAUCUCACACCAGAAAUCUGCCGAGCGACCACCCGUACCUGCAGGAGGAGAUGGCCGAGAUUGCCGACCAGCUGGAGCACGAGCGUCAGAUUGUGGGUGACGCCUCGUGGCUCCAGCUCAACAAGGAGAUUUGGCGCCAGAGCAUCCACCGCAAGCGCGCCAUCAUCAGUAUCACCGGCACCAACGCCAUCAACACAUACGCCCCCACCAUCUUUGCCAAUCUCGGAAUCAAGGGUCUCGACGGCCAACUGCUUGGAACUGGUGUCUAUGGCGUGGUCAAAGUCCUAUCCUGCAUCGCCUUCCUUCUCUUUAUGGCAGACUCCCUUGGCCGCAGACGCUCCCUCCUCUGGACAUCCAUCGCCCAGGGUCUCGUCAUGUUCUACAUCGGUAUCUACGUCCGCAUCGCACCUCCCAAGGAAGGUGACCCUGUGCCUCCGGCGGGUUACUUUGCGCUCGUCUGCAUCUUUUUGUUUGCCGCCUUCUUCCAAUUCGGCUGGGGUCCCGCCUGCUGGAUUCUGGCGUCCGAGAUCCCGUCCGCCCGCUUCCGGUCCAUCAACGUUUCCUACGCCGCCGCGACGCAGUGGCUCUUCAAUUUUGUGGUUGCCCGCUCGGUGCCGGUGAUGCUAAUAACGAUAGGCGGCAAAACGGGUUACGGCACAUAUCUCCUCUUUGGAAGUUUCGCCUUCACCAUGUUCUUCUUCGUCUGGUUCUUCGUCCCCGAGACCAAGGGCCUGUCGCUUGAGGCCAUGGACGAGCUCUUUGGCGGGUCCCCAUCGGGCGAGACCCUCAAGAACACGCAGAUCAACGAGCACGCCGACGGCAACACCACACCCCCGGCAACGUACGGAAACAAGGAUAAUGUUGGUGCCAAAGCGACUCAGGUCUAG
This is a messenger RNA of Pyricularia pennisetigena, 1608 nucleotides long. RefSeq lists its product as uncharacterized. The coding region runs from base 1 to 1608 and encodes 535 amino acids. NCBI's taxonomy places the organism in Eukaryota, Fungi, Ascomycota, Sordariomycetes, Magnaporthales, Pyriculariaceae. Gene Ontology annotation, molecular function: carbohydrate:proton symporter activity. The transcript has 7 exons. The record is from RefSeq and is a predicted model, not a curated record. Gene Ontology annotation, biological process: transmembrane transport; carbohydrate transport. Gene Ontology annotation, cellular component: membrane.